This is a messenger RNA of Dovyalis caffra, 438 nucleotides long. NCBI's taxonomy places the organism in Eukaryota, Viridiplantae, Streptophyta, Magnoliopsida, Malpighiales, Salicaceae. The record is from the annotation of a GenBank genome assembly.
AUGAGAAGAAGUAGACCCAUUUCUUUCUCAAUCUAUCAGUCACACGCCCUUCCUGAUACACCCUACCUUCUUGCACUCAAGUUAGAUAUAUCUGGUGGUUUUGAUCCAACCCCUGCCCUAGAAAACUAUGACCAUGACUAUAACACAUAUGACAUUCCUAAAAUGGAUGUUAUACUACAGAAUGCAAAAACUUCGGCAAAUGAUAGUGAGACACAUCCUUGGCAUCUUCAUGGACAUGAUUUUUGGGUGCUGGGAUCUGGAGAGGGUCAGUUCAAUGAAAAAGAUGUUGGUACCUUCAACUUGGAUAAUCCAAUCAGGAAGAACACGGUGCCACUUUUUCCUUAUGGAUCGACUGCUUUCAGAGGUUUCAAACUGAUAAUCCAGGAAUAUGGAUUUGCCAUUGCCGUAUUGAGGCUCGUUUCUAUUUGGGCAAGUUAG